Molecule: messenger RNA, 2761 nt
Organism: Hyla sarda
Lineage: Eukaryota; Metazoa; Chordata; Amphibia; Anura; Hylidae
Gene: TROAP
Product: trophinin associated protein
Exons: 17
Coding region: 247-2325 (692 amino acids)
Source: RefSeq, a predicted model, not a curated record
CGUGUACGUUUAUGUUUCCUCCGUCAGCCAAUCAGGAAGCGCAGCGUUUUACGAAUUGUGAGACUUGGAGCUGGACCCGGAGAUCGGAGCUGAGUCUUCAGACUCCGGGGGCCGGAACCGAUGCUGGACCCGGGGCAGUGUCGUGUGUCGCACCGGGCUGAGAGUGCAGGAGAGGCGGUUGGAGCAGAUAAAUAUUUUGGAGGUUACCUUCAUUUGAGAAACGGCUGACUUGUCUACUUGUUGGAAAUGACGUCUUACAAUGAAGCUACGUCGGGGUUUGGAUGCAAGUCCUCCAUUGUUCAGAAGAACACCUGGGUGAAGGGGAAAGAAAAUGGGAUGAACCUUCCAUCGGAGAAGUCUCAGGAGCCUCCCAAAAGCAAACUGCCAGUUCUGUCAAAAACCAAGGACCCUAUAGAUUUCCAAAAGCUUCAUCAGUCUUGGCAGAACCAAUUUCAGAAGGGUAAAGCAGUAAAAAAGAAACCAUGUACUCGUCCGCAACCAUUUAACUUUGCUCCGAAGAGGGAUCGCUCUCAAGUGACUACAGAUACAGGACAGUCCAUGAACCCUCAAGAAAGUCACAGAAGAAGGGAACCAUUAUCUGAAGUCACUUUUGGUCAGAAAAAUCAAGAAUCCAAGGCUGCCGAUGUGAAAGGUGGUUCUGAAGAAUUUAAAGCCGAUCCUGUAGCCUUGGCUAGUAUCCUCUCUAACGUUGGUGUACCAAUUCCUGCUACUGGUAAAUUUAGCCUGGCUCAGAGGGUGCCCAUGAGAGUGUCAAUUGCCAAAGCGUCCAACAUCUCUAAGAACACGAUGGUCAGAAGUUCUAUGUAUGCUGUACUAAGAAGCCAGUCAGCAUCCUCCAAUUUGGACAGGAUGUCUUGUUUCUCCAAGAUGCAAGCUAAAGUAAGCAAUCAGCAACCUGUGUUUAAGCAGAAUACGCUCUUGAAAAGCCAUAUCCCUGACAGAAGCAUUAAGAAACUUGCAGCCUCUGAUGAUAAGCUUCAGUCACAGGAGAAUCCAGUAUUACAGCAGAUGAAUCAUACUGCCCAGGCACAGACCUCGAGUGUUACUACACUUCCCCUCAGGAGUCAGGAGAGAACUUCCGUGAAGUCCAAUCCAGCCACUGAAGAUGGAGAAAGCUCUGCCUUGGAGAUGGAGAAAGCGGCUAGGUGUGAUAAGUAUACAUUAGACAUGGAUUCUUCUACAGGGAAAACGGACCCCAUGAAGAAGACGGGUGCAGCUUCUGUAGAGUUUGUUGCAGAUUCACAGGCAUUAGCCAGUAUACUUUCCAACACUGGAGUGAGCAUUGGAAAUUGUGGAAAACUGAGCUUGGCACAGAGGGUCCCUGUACAGGGUAGAAAUGUUUCUGUAAAGAGCAUCACUACUUCUUCUUCUGUCCCUAUUGCAACACAACCUACAACACCAAAACCUUGCUUUGGGCGCAUGUCAACCAUUGCUGGGCCACUUAAAGAUAUAGUAUUCAGUCCCUGUCGAGUUCCUAAGACAAUGAUGACGGACAAUUCUUCUAGUGGUUCAGCUAAGAGAGUCCCUCACUUAUCCGCCUCUGCCAUGAAGUUCUCCCAGCCGCACUCUGUCAGGUCAAAACAGCUAUUUUUCCCCAAAACACCUCGCGCCUUGGCACUAGAGAUGGCAAAUAAAAAACUAGAAGACUAUCUUUCAGAUACACAGCCUUCAGCAAGAUCGACUGUAAAGUGGGCCGAUGAGCCAUCGCCUUCUGCGUCUGAGACUCUUUGUGAAAAUGAGCCCAAAAUAGAACAAGUGGCAGUGCGGUUGUUCUCAGAUGCUGAAUGUCCAGGAGAAACAGAUAAGAAAGAGAACCUAGCAGAAGAAUCUGAUCGCUUGAAAACCAAUGUACAAAAGACAAUUGGUGCAAUUCUGUCUGAGAACUCUGUGAACAAUGGAUCUGCACAUGCUGGGAUGUCACGGUGCUCCCCAACACAUACAAAUAUGGACCCUCCUGCACCUUCGUCAAACACCCAUAAUGCUGACCCUCCUGUGCCGUGUCCCAGUAUUGUACCUAGCCUGAUGACCUCUUUACCACUCUCCUUUUUAUCUCAUCCUGCUGUACAAGCUUUGCAAUCUUGCACUUUGGGUCCUUACUCUUUGCCGGAUAUUGCACGAUUAAGAAUACAAGCUGCUGUGUCAGCAAAACAAAGGUUUUGGGAAACCUGUCUCGAUGAGGAAUGUGCUUUCUAUACGUCUCGAGGGGCCGUCAGCUCUUAUAGGAGCUGCAUUGAUCCUGUAUCCAGUUACCUGGAGAGGCAAGAAGAUCUGCACUUUACACCUAUCAUUCCUGGAGAACUCUGAUAGCGUGAAACGGUCUUCCUAGAAUUUUUUUUUUUUUUUUUGCAUCCUUCUGCUUGCCUAUCGCUUCCCACAGAGCAAGCAAUGGCGGUUUGUCAUGUGCCAUACUGAAGUGUUCCUGUACAUUUGGAUUCCCAGUUUGCUGCAUAUGAUGCUGUCAGAGUCGGGGCUUGCGGUUUAUUUUUCUCCAUUUUACACUGCAGGAGCCUCUUACUUGGACUACUAGUAUUUCCUAGGAUUAAAGGGAAGCCGUGAAGGGUGACUGUUUUGUACGUACACUGGGGGUCCUAUCUCUUUGCCAGAUACCCUGUUCUGAGAUGAAUACUGCCAAGGAUGCAUUUUGUUUUUCCAUUAUAAUUUAAUGUUUUUUUCCAGGACCUCUAAAGCUAUGUAUUAAUUUCUUUUUAUUUUGUAUAAUGUAAAAGUAAAUAAAACACUA